Galleria mellonella (greater wax moth) is the source of this 2087-nucleotide messenger RNA. RefSeq names its product venom carboxylesterase-6-like. The record is from RefSeq and is a predicted model, not a curated record. The transcript is spliced from 10 exons. NCBI's taxonomy places the organism in Eukaryota, Metazoa, Arthropoda, Insecta, Lepidoptera, Pyralidae. The coding region runs from base 83 to 1762 and encodes 559 amino acids.
UCGUUUUAAUCUGUGUUGACAGUUUGCCGCGGGAGAUCGGCGUGUGCGCACGUUGUAUGUUGUUUACAGGUCUAUUUUUAAAAUGAUUGGCUUGAAGUUAUUUUUGUUAUUUUACCUCGCCGUCGCGGUGCAUUGCCAAGGUUCCAACCCUAUUGUGAAAGUGGCGAGUGGUAAUUUACUAGGAACCUGGAAAGUAUCAACAAAUGGACGUCAUUAUGCUAGUUUCGAAGGGGUGCCUUACGCGAGACCACCAGUCGGCAAAUACAGAUUCAGAGAACCCCAACAGUUGAAGCCAUGGGUCGGGACGUGGGAUGCAAGCAGAAUUCUCAGUCCGUGCCUGCAAUACGAACCCUCAAUGAAGACUAUCCUGGGUAGCGAGAACUGUCUCUUCCUCAACGUGUACACCCCAAAACUGACACCAGGGAUGAAUCUGCCCGUGGUUGUAUUCAUCCACGGCGGCGCCUUCAUGUACGGCGCGGGGGGUAUUUACAACCCCUCGCACCUUAUGGACCGAGAUGUGGUCGUGGUUACACUGAAUUAUCGAUUAGGUCCAUUGGGUUUCCUCAGCACUGGCGAUGAACACGCUCCUGGUAAUGCGGGGUUAAAAGAUCAAUCAUUCGCUCUACGUUGGAUCCAAAACAACAUUAUUAUGUUUGGCGGGAACCCUGACAGCGUCACGUUGACCGGAUGCUCCGCUGGCGGCGCUAGUGUACACUACCAUUAUCUGUCUCCAAUGUCUAAAGGUACAUUCACUAGAGGCAUCGCUUUCAGUGGCGCCGCUUUCAAUUCUUGGACCCACGCAGUGAAACCACUACAAAAGGCAAAGGCACUGGCGGCCAUCGUGGGCUGUCCGACGACCAACAACCGAGAACUGAUCGACUGUCUCAAGUACAGGCCUGCUGAAGUUAUAGUCAACGCUCAGAUCGAGAUGAUGGAAUGGAAAGUGCACAUGUUCACGCCCUUCACACCGACCACUGAGGCAGCUACAGUGCGGGGUCCGUUCCUGACGCAGUACCCAUACCAGGUGGCGCAGGCUGGCGCCAUGCACCGGCUUCCUCUGAUCACAUCCGUCACUUCAGAAGAAGGACUGUACCCAGCUGCUGUUUAUCAAUCGGACCCUAACCUUCUUACGGAACUGGAGAAUCGGUGGGAACAGCUGGCCAGCAAUAUCUUCGAAUACAAUGACACCUUGCCUUUGAAUCUCCGUGCGAGCGUAGCCGCCAAGAUUAAGCAGCACUACCUUGGAGGGAGGCCAGUGUCACAGGAGACCUACCCACAGUUAGUCAAGGCGUUAGGAGACCGUCUCUUCGUAGUGGAAGUGGGUAGACUGGCUGAGCUGCACGCGCAGAGGUCUGGACAGCCGGUCUACGUAUACCGGUUCUCUCACCGAGGAUCCACGAGUCUCUCCAGUCUGAUGGCUGGCAAUGAUAAUAAUUACGGUGUAAGCCACGCCGACGAUGUGUUCCAUAUCUUCGGAUACCCUGAGCUGGCAUUUGAUUCCACUGAAGACAAGAAGAUGCGGGAGGCCCUUAUCAACAUGGUCUACUCUUAUUCUACUACUGGUACUCCGAAACUUACCAACAACGGUCCCACAUGGCUACCAGUGACACCUGGAUCUCCAGAACUGAACUACUUGGAAAUAUCCUCCCCGAAUACCUUCCAGAUGAAGUCCAGCAGUGACUUCGGACAGAGAUCCUUCUGGGACAGUAUUGGAUUCUUAGAGAAUGAUAAAUACCAGGUUUACGUUAGGGAUGAACUGUAAUGUUUCAUUCGAAGAAAUUAAUAUAUAGACUGCAUACAUUUUCUUGUACAAAUCUAUCUAUAGAUAGCCCAGGUACCUAUUUUUACCAAAAUAUGUGUAAAAUUCAAAGAAACCAAAUACUAAGGAUUAGUGUCAUAACAUACUGAUUAGUUUUUUUUUUUUUUUUUAUUUUACCUACAUACGUAAAAUAUCUACGUAAAUUAAAAUAUAUACCAAUGCGGCCGCUGCUUUUGUUAUACUCGAAUAAACAUAAUUAUGCAGUAUAAAAUUUUAACAAUUCCAUUAUACCUUUUUGUACAAUUUAAAUAAAUAUGUAUAAGCAAAA